Molecule: messenger RNA, 2163 nt
Organism: Prunus avium (sweet cherry)
Lineage: Eukaryota; Viridiplantae; Streptophyta; Magnoliopsida; Rosales; Rosaceae
Product: TMV resistance protein N-like
Biological process (GO): defense response
Molecular function (GO): ADP binding
Source: RefSeq, a predicted model, not a curated record
AUGUUCAAAAGGCUUACGCCUCAACGCUUCAAGGCUUACGUCUUGCAUAGCGCUACUAAAAACGCCUCAUCUAUACGCCUCGCCUUUGAAAACAUUGCAUAUGAUGUCUGUCUCUGUUAUAGAGGCGCGGAUACCCACAACAAUUUUACAGACCAUUUGCGCAGAAAUUUGCUUCAAAAGGGAAUUAAAACCUUCCUUGCUGAUGAGAUCAGAAGAGAAGAAGAACUACUAUUAAUGCCAAUGCUUUUUAAAGCGAUUGGAGAGUCAAGGAUUUCUAUCAUCGUAUUCUCCGAGAAUUUUGCAUCUUCAGUCUGGUGCUUGGAUGAACUGGUUGAGAUCCUUCAAUGUAGAGCAGCAAAGCAGCAAAUUGUUUGGCCAGUUUAUUACAAGGUGGAUCUCAUAGAUGUGCGCGACCAACAAGGCAGUUUUGGUGAGGCAUUUGCUAACCAUGAAAACGAAUUCAGAGAUAACAUUGAGAAGGUGCUGAGAUGGAAGGCAGCUCUUAGAGAAGCAACAAAUUUGCCAGGGUGGUAUUUCUUGGACGGGCACUAUUCUAAAUUUGUUCACAACAUUGUUGAAGAAAUUUCAGCCCAAGUAUUAAACCGCACCUAUUUCAAUGUGGCAAAGUAUCCAGUUGGAAUAGAGUCUCGAGUACAAGAUAUAAGUGAGCGUUUAGGAAUUGGGGUAAAUGAUGAUGUUCGCAUGGUAGGAAUAUGGGGGCCAAAUGGAAUAGGUAAGACAACAAUUGCUAAAGCUGUUUAUAAUUCGAUUGCCCAUGAUUUCGAAGGUAGCUGUUUUUUGGCAAGUGUAGGAGAAAAUUCAGUGGCACCUGGAGGCCUAGUCGAACUACAAAAGAUUGCUCUUUCUGAGAUUCUAGGAGAGAAACAAUUGGACUUUACCCAUGUUGAUAAAGGAAUCAAUGUGAUAAAGAAAAGAUUAAGCCACAAGAAAGUCCUCUUAAUUCUUGAUAACGUGAAUCAAUUGGACCAAUUAAACAAAUUGGUUGGAGGGUCUGAUUGGUUUGGUUUGGGCAGUAGAAUCAUCAUAACAACAAGAGACGAACAUUUGUUAACCGCUCAUCAAGUUGACCUAAUAUACAAGGUGAAGGAAUUAUAUUUUGAUGAAGCUUUUGAGCUCUUCAGUUGGAAUGCCUUCCGAAGAAAUAAACUUCCUGAUGAUUAUGCGAAAGUCGCUACUGCAAUAGUGCACUAUGCUAAAGGGCUUCCAUUAGCUCUCACAAUUAUAGGUUCACUCCUAUGGGGAAGAAGCAUAGAUCAAUGGAAAGCUGCAUUGGAUGAUUACAAAAGAGUUCUUGACUUAGAUAUUCAAGACAUUGUCCAAAUAAGUUACGAUGCACUAGAAGAUCCGGUUAAAGAAGUUUUCCUUGACAUUGCAUGUUUCUUAAACAGUAAAAAUAAGAACUAUGUGAUAAAAAUGCUAGAAAGUUGUCACCAGAACCCUGAGUACGGUAUUCAAGUACUCAUAGAAAAGGCCUUGGUAAUUAUUAGAGAAGAUCAUAUUUGGAUGAAUGACUUGAUACAACAAAAGGGUAGAGAAAUAUUUCCCCGCCAAAAUUCUUUAACUGGGCUCAGAAGUCGGCGUAAUAGGUCAUGGUUUUACGAGAAUGUUAACCAUGUUCUAUCGGAAAAUACAGGAAUAAAUAGAACUGAAGACAUUAUGGUAAAUUUGCGUGUACCGAAUGAGACAUUGGGCACUAAGGCUACUUCAGCAAAGUGGAUCUUUUUACUCAUUGCCCUGUGCCUAGAGAUUUUGUCACUUGCUUUUGAUCAGGCUUCCUCCCCAAGGAAUCCCCAGUAUGCACUAUUUGGUGUGAUGUUGGCUAUUGCUGCUGUACUGACUUCCAUCUGGGAGCUCAUUUACAAGGGUAAAAAGGAAAGAGUUGAAUUGAGGAGGUGGAGGACGUUGUGGUGGUUUUAUUAUCCAAGACCCCAGCGAAGGCUAUUUGGUGAUGUUCUUGACAUUUUUGGAUUACUUGGUGCCAUCUCUCAGUGUAUUUGCUCGACAGUUCAGUACGUUCACUUCAUUCGGCAUCAUCAAAAUCCUCUCAAAGCCUCCCUUUUGCCUGCCAUAUUCCUUAUAUGUUUGGGUGCUUCAAGAUUGAGUUGUGUUCAAAUGGACAAGACCGAUGAACAAAAUGCAUGA